CACACUUGUUUUUGUUUGUUCCACCGGACACGUUUGACAGGACGCAGACAGACAUGGGAAGAGAAGCGAGACCCAACUGGGACAACCCCAUCCAGUUUGUUCUGGCAUGUGUAUCAUAUGCAGUCGGUCUGGGCAACGUGUGGAGGUUUCCAUACCUCUGUCAGAUGCAUGGUGGAGGGGGGUUUCUGAUUCCAUAUUUCAUCAUGCUGAUUCUGGAGGGUGUUCCCUUAUUCUACCUGGAGCUGGCCAUCGGUCAGAAGAUGAGUCGAGGCAGCAUCGGGGCGUGGAGCGCCAUCAGCCCUUAUUUAGGAGGAGUAGGUCUUGCUAGUGUCGUGACAUCCCUGUAUCUGUGUCUCUAUUACAACAUCAUCAAUGCAUGGAGUUUCUGGUACCUCUUUCAUUCAUUUCAAUCAGUCCUGCCCUGGGCAGAGUGCCCCAUCAAUGCCAACCGUACAGGACCGAUAGAGGAGUGUGAACGGGCGACACCCACCCAGUACUUCUUCUACAGGGAAACACUGGACAUCUCUUCUAAUAUUGAAGUGAACGGAGGCGUUCAUACAGGCCAGGCUCUGUGCCUUGUGCUGGCCUGGGGGAUCACCUACCUGUUCAUUGUCCGAGGAGUAAAGUCAACAGGGAAGGCGGUGUACUUUACAGCCAUAUUUCCAUAUGUGGUCCUCUUCAUCUACCUGAUCCGGGGCGUCACUCUGCACGGUGCCAUCAAUGGUGUCAAAUACAUGUUCACACCCAAGAUGGAGCAGCUUGCCGACCCGAAAACAUGGAUCAAUGCGGCCACUCAGAUCUUUUUCUCCCUGGGUUUGGGUUUCGGGACACUUAUAGCUUUUGCCAGCUACAACCAGUACAACAAUAACUUUGAGCGCCAGGCCAUCAUCGUUUCUGUCAUCAACUGUGGAACCUCCAUCUUCGCCAGCAUUGUCACCUUCUCCAUCUAUGGGUUCAAGGCCACCGUCAACUACGAGAACUGCCUGGAGAGGACACGCUUACUGCUGCUGAAUACCUUUAAUCUAGCAGAGGACAGGAUCAACAUGGACAACGUCUUGGACUGGAUUACGAAGCUGAACACAACGUACCCAGAGCAGUUCGCUGAAAUCGAAUACAAACUGGAAGGCUGCAGCCUGGAGAGUGAGCUAGACACGGCAGUGGAGGGAACGGGUCUGGCCUUCAUUGUGUACAGUGAGGCCAUUAAGAACAUGCCGUUGUCUCAGCUGUGGUCAGUGCUGUACUUCGUCAUGCUCCUGCUGUUGGGAAUGGGCAGCAUGCUGGGCAACGUCACCGCCAUCAUCACCCCGCUACGAGACUUCAAGGUUGUGUCCCACUUGAGCGACGAGUUGCUCAAUGGUUUAGUGUGUUUGUUCUGUCUGCUGCUCGGCCUGGGCUUCACCACCACGUCAGGGAAUUACUGGUUUACCAUGUUCAACGACUACGGAGCCAAUUUCUCUCUGCUCUUCAUCGUCCUCAUCGAGGUCAUAACUGUCAGUUACAUUUAUGGAAUUAAAAGGUUUGAAAAAGACAUAGAAGACAUGAUCGGCCAUCGUCCCAACUGGUACUGGAAGAUCAUGUGGGCGGGAGUCAGUCCCCUUCUCCUCAUCACCCUCUUCGUCGUCUAUAUUGUCAGUUACAUCCGAGGAGGGACACCCACCUACCAAGCAUGGAACCAAGAGCUGGGUAAGUCAGUGGUGACGGAGUAUCCUGUCUUUGGUCAAGUCUUCAUCGGGCUGCUGCUGGUGUCGUCCGUCAGCUGUGUUCCCCUCACGGCUCUGUACGUCUUCUGCAAGAAGAGGAAACAAGGAAGACAUCCCGAGAAGCAACGUACUGUCAGCACAAUCUCUACUUAGUGACCAGACGAUGACAGAGACAAACCUCCCGCCAUCGCCCUUCUCCCUGGACACCUCCAUUAUCUCUGUUCUCCAGCUGAACUCAGCAAACUGUGUUGUAGUCGAGAAUACUGAGACCAACUCAUGACCAAGACCAGAACAGUUCCACUGCAUGACACCCUUAGGGUGCAACUGUAGAACAAACCAGGCACUCCUCAAAUUAACAGUAACAGAAAUGAGUCAAAUUAUUGGUUUUACAUCCAAUCACAGUAAUUAUGUUAACAAAUAGAUCAGACAGUGCACAGGCAAAUGAUCCUAGGUCCCGCCCCCCUUAGUUAGUGUUCCUAGGUCGGACAAGCUUGACAAAAACAAACUAGCGACACGGUUCCGUUUAACCCGGUGCCGCAGUGUAUAUUAGAUUGACAGCCAACAGCAAGGACUACAGUAUGCGAUGGAAGGAUAUAUUCACCAUGAUAAACUUUACUCAGGUAACCUUUCCCCUUGGGAUAUUAGACAGCGUGUCCAAAUAAAAGACACCAAAAGUUGCUUUGUAGCGGCACCUAGCCUUAAAGCUGGAGACACACCAAGCCGACAUCUGAGAACUAGCGGCGACGAAGCCCGCCUGUUGAGUCACCUCAAGUUGCCUUUUUUUGGCCGACUAGUUGCCCCCGAACACACCGCGAAGACUACAGCCGACGGCGGUAGUCUGUAUUUAUCAUUUAAAAAGGGAAACGGGAAGAUCGAGGAUGGCGGAUAUAAAAACCGCUGUUAUGAUACGUACAUGAAACAAAGCAGCAUUUGCCUACCAUUUUCACACCACUCUCACUCACCACUUAGCUUCAUUCCAUACGGCCAUGUCGCUUUGAAAAUAUCCGUGUGUUUGAA
Messenger RNA from Sebastes umbrosus (honeycomb rockfish), 2717 nucleotides. Its product is annotated as sodium- and chloride-dependent transporter XTRP3-like. Gene Ontology annotation, molecular function: L-proline transmembrane transporter activity. NCBI's taxonomy places the organism in Eukaryota, Metazoa, Chordata, Actinopteri, Perciformes, Sebastidae. The transcript is spliced from 11 exons. The record is from RefSeq and is a predicted model, not a curated record. Gene Ontology annotation, cellular component: plasma membrane. Gene Ontology annotation, biological process: sodium ion transmembrane transport. Bases 54 to 1853 code for a protein of 599 amino acids.